Lutzomyia longipalpis is the source of this 675-nucleotide messenger RNA. Its product is annotated as outer dense fiber protein 3. NCBI's taxonomy places the organism in Eukaryota, Metazoa, Arthropoda, Insecta, Diptera, Psychodidae. The record is from RefSeq and is a predicted model, not a curated record. Bases 1 to 675 code for a protein of 224 amino acids. The transcript has 2 exons.
AUGUGCAAUGUGAAUAAAGCUCCGUACAAUCUUCUUCCCACAACAGUGGGCUUUGAGGGGCAUGACUUGAGAUUCAAUAGGAAUCCCAUGUUUAGCUUAGGGGCAAGUAGGUAUGUCCCAAAGGGAGAUACUGUUAAUGCCAAGAUGUCCCUGGGUAUGGAGAGUAGCAACAUUACGCGAUUUGGGAAGCAGGAAGCCCCAAAAUUUUCCAUUGUUGGACGUCGAGACGCUGGCCAUGAAGGAGCUCACAGUCCUGGACCGAUUUACAGUAUAAAUGACAAUUUAACCAGACAAAAUCCCCCAAAGUACAGCCUAAAGGGGAGAACGAAGGAAAUUGGGGGGUAUACAGCACCAGGACCAAAGUAUGCCAUCAAUGACUUUGGGAAACCAUCAGCACCGGCAUUUUCUUUGGGGAAACGAACAUUCCAGGAUCAUAAGGAAAAGGGGCCCGGGCCAACUAAAUAUGGAUCUCCGAAUAUGAAUGCUUGUUUCCCGAAAUCCUCUCAAUUUUCCAUGAGAUUUCGACAGAAAGAAAUCGGAGAUAACUUCUCAGGUCCCGCCCCCAAUUGCUACUAUCCCAAAUUCACGUCUUCCUGCAAGUGCAAAGGUUUCAGUUUUGGAGUUAAACAUCACGCCUGUGCAGGAAAUUUUACAUCGCCUGAAGAUGAUUAUUAA